Pyricularia pennisetigena is the source of this 783-nucleotide messenger RNA. RefSeq lists its product as uncharacterized. Bases 1 to 783 code for a protein of 260 amino acids. The transcript is spliced from 3 exons. Lineage: Eukaryota; Fungi; Ascomycota; Sordariomycetes; Magnaporthales; Pyriculariaceae. The record is from RefSeq and is a predicted model, not a curated record.
AUGGAGCAUCUGAGCGCUCAAGACAUGGUCAACCAGAUCCGUCGCGACCAGGACCGCAAUGGACCUCCUCCGCGUCUCUGGCAGCUCAUGUACGAGCAUGACGGCAGCGAGUUCUACAUGGAUGUCGAGGAUAAAGACGUGAACGAGGCCUGGGCUGACUUUGUCGUGCGGGAGAGAAUGCCCCGCAGGUACAACAACGACGUCAUCAGGAAUGAGCCUUUCAUGAUCAGGAACCUGGUCAAGGCCUUCCGGAUGACGACGUACCAGAUCCCGCCGGGACAGCUGCGCACCGCCGCCAUCGCCUUCAUCGACACCUGGCGCACCAACCCGCGCAUCCUCGCGUCCAUCGCGCACCGCGAGUACGGCAAGGGCCGCGAGUUCCUGCAGAUGCACAACGUGCUGUUCCUCGAGUCCGUCCUGAUCGCCCAGGCCGUGGAGCGCGCCGCGGGCGAGAUGCGCACCUUGGACGACGACAUGGCCGCGCUCAAGGCGGCCGCCGCGACUGCCUUUGCCGGCAUCGAAGACAAGGUCAUGACCGAGGCCACGGACCACGUCGUGCCCACGCCCGCCGGCCGUCCGCUGGACCAGGUCGAGCUCCACGGCGCCUGCUACCUCAGGCUCAAGGCCGAGUACGAGCACAAGUUCCAGGCCAAGCUGGCCGAGAUGGAGGACUUUGUCAAGGAGUGGCAGAGCCGCUGCCUCACGCUCGCUUCGCUGGCCCCCGUGCCUUUUGUCGAGGGCGAGCAGGAUCUGGUUGUCGAUGAGGACUGGAUCGUGCUGUAG